AUGACAAUCGACGAAUCGCCGUUUGAUAUCCCCUUUGAUGAACUCCCCAACCCCCGACAAGUGUGGCCUGCAAAACCCGGCAGCUAUGAAGAAGGGCUCGGGAAAUUGGCCAUCCUGACCCCGGAAGUCGUUGCGAAGGCCGCCGCCAGCGAGAUCAAAACCGGCCGACGAGUGACGAUGGGAUGGGAUCUGAACAAGCUCGACUAUCCUAAUUUGAACCGCCAGCCAUGUGAGCACAGGAUCGUUCCCCUCCUGGGAGGCGUGGCCUAUGAUGAUAUCUAUACUAUGAACCCACAACAGAGCAGUCAGUGGGAUGGCCUGCGGCACUUCUCGCAGCCUGUCCCUGGACAGAAGCAGCGUUUGUUCUACGGCGGCACGACAUCCGAAGAGAUCAAUGACCGGACGAAUGACCGGAUUGGCAUGCAGCACUGGGCGCGGGAGGGAAUUGCCGGACGCGGCGUCUUGAUCGAUUACGCCACCUGGGCCGAGAAGAAGGGCAUCAAGUACAGCACCUUUUCGACACAUCAGGUCCGCCUGUCGGAUCUCCGCGAGAUCGCCGAGGAAUGCAACCUCACCUUCCAGAAGGGUGAUAUCCUCUUCGUCCGCGUGGGCGUGACCAAGGAAUGGGACACGCUCAUGACACCGGCACAGAAGCAGCAGUACUCUGAGAACCCAAGCCCCGAGCAUGCGGGGGUCGAGGCUACGACCGACAUGCUCCGGUGGCUGUGGGAUUCGGGAUUUGCGGCGAUUGCCAGCGAUGCGAUAAGCUGGGAGGUAUACCCCCCUCAAUCAGAGGUGUUCCUGCAUGAGUAUGUGCUCGCGGGGUGGGGAAUGCCCAUCGGGGAGCUGUUCGACCUGGAGGCCCUGGCGCGCACCUGCCAGGAUCUUCAACGCUGGAGCUUCUUUGUGGCGUCGGUACCGUUGAACAUGCCCGGCGGGGUAUCUUCUCCGCCAAACAUCAUGGCCAUUUUCUGA
Aspergillus terreus NIH2624 is the source of this 975-nucleotide messenger RNA. RefSeq lists its product as uncharacterized. The record is from RefSeq and is a predicted model, not a curated record. The coding region runs from base 1 to 975 and encodes 324 amino acids. The transcript has 5 exons. Lineage: Eukaryota; Fungi; Ascomycota; Eurotiomycetes; Eurotiales; Aspergillaceae. Gene Ontology annotation, molecular function: arylformamidase activity.